Messenger RNA from Agrilus planipennis (emerald ash borer), 2543 nucleotides. RefSeq lists its product as uncharacterized. The transcript has 4 exons. The record is from RefSeq and is a predicted model, not a curated record. The coding region runs from base 178 to 2394 and encodes 738 amino acids. Lineage: Eukaryota; Metazoa; Arthropoda; Insecta; Coleoptera; Buprestidae.
GCUCCAAGCCGAGACUCUUUAUAGUCAGUCGUACUCGUGAUUCAACGACGAGCGCGGGCAAAGAAGUGAAUACAAACGCGGCCUGCUGCGAUAACUGCGAGGCCCAUAGUGAAUAAGGGUAACGGGGGUGCACCUGAGUUAAUUUGUCAUACUUUUUUUUUUAAUUGGUCGACAGAGAUGGGAUUUAUAAAGAUCUUUCUAAUCUCCUUCAUCUUCGCGGAGAGAUUAAAUGAAGGUCUUACAGAUGAAGCACCGAAAAUUCUAGAACCCACCUAUGCCAGAACGUCAAUCCGCAUAGCAAAAAGUCUUAAUCCUGAAGAUACCCAAACCCUCAACGUCCUCACAAGGGACGGAAAUGUUGCACAGCUCAUAGUGAAACGUAGAGAACCAAAAUCUUCACCAAAUCCACUGUUAUUCUCCAGCAGCAACAGAAAUUUCGAAAGAGAAAAUAAGAAUGAAAGAUUCGACGAUAAAGCCAGGGAAAAUACAUUGAAAGAGCUAUUAGAAAAGGAUAGCAAACACAUUCGGAGCAAUAGUUUCGUUAGAGAUAGCAGACCUUAUGAUGCCAGAUCGUAUGCCACCAACUGGAUACCUGUCCAGUCAGUGUACGUUAAACCCAACAUAAUUCGGCUAGAAACAUAUUCUGGUUCAAAGAAUAACAGUGAAUUGGGAAACGUAAUAGACACAGAUAAAGUUGGAUCAGUGCCCAAGCCUGUAACCAUCCAGUCGUCUAAUGUCUUCGUAAAAAACGAAUUCAAAAAAGGUCGAUCCAUUGCUGAAGUAGGAUCAGAUGGAAUCCCAGUAAUCCAUGGGGUACGCGUUCCUGACGAUGAUACUGACAAGAAGACUUGGAGAAAUGCCCGAGUCAUAAACGGCGAACUGUUCCCUUACGAAGAUGGUUAUAAACCACCGGCAGCUAUUCCCCUGGGGGAACUCGUAUACGCAAGCCAAAUAAAGAAAAAUACUAAUUCCAAACUGAGCGGUCCUUAUACUGCAGCGGAUAAUCUGAGAGCAUCAAAGAAAGAACUAAAAGAUGACUCAAUUGGGCCUUUUUCAGUUGAAGACAAUAAAUAUAUCGAAAACUUUCCGUUGAAUAAGAAAGGAUUUGUCAAGUUUGAAAGCAGUGAAGGACUGGGACCGUUCACUAAAACCGACAAUGCUGGUACUGCAAACUCGAAAUUAAUAGAGUAUAUCAAAGAAAUAAAUGCCGAAGAAGCUAGAAGAAAAUAUCUGACUGGUAGACGACAGUCGGUAGCGAGCAAUUCAGAUAACGGUCAUAUCAUUCAGAGAAGAAUGCUCCAAAAUCCGGGAAGUUCAUCGUUUCCAAAUUCUCCAAUUUACACUCCUCCCGGAGCUACGAAACUCAGUCCUGUAAAUUUUAACGAGGGCGUGAGAACGCCAAUUCUUCAGUAUGCCCAUCCAGAUUUAGGUGUUCAACCUGCCAGAGCAAGUUCGGAAUUAGAAGACGAAGAACUGGAUUUAGGGAGCAAUGUUAAUGAUAACGAAAUCGAACAAAAUUCUUACAGAAGUGACAAACUAACCAAUGAAAUUUAUGGAAACAGUAGAGGAGGAGGUUCAUCUUACUACCCUUCGUCAUCGUAUUCCACGAAAAACGACAGAUUUGCUUAUGAAAAUCCGUAUGGUUCUGUCAAAAAAGAGCAACCAUUCUGGAUGAAAUUGACAGAAGCCAUUAAGGACAACGUGGAAAGCAGUUUCCAAAAAAUGCAACAAAUUACUAAACCUGUCAUUGAACCUAUCGUUCAAGUAACUCAUAAACUAACAUCCAACUUGGGAAUAUCCCAAACCCAACCAACAGCCCAAAAGAAAGCGGGGAUUGUAGGACCUGUGGGCUCUUCAGUGAUUCUUCCUGCUUUAGGUUUGGUAGCUGGAGGAGCCGCUUUAGGUCUUGGAGCAGCCGCUAUGGGUAGAUACAUAACUCCUUUGGAAGAGAUGCGUGCUCUACAACAGGUGAGAGGAGUUCCAUAUCCUGGAGAUGUCAUCCUUAUCAUGGAGGAACCUGGUUCUGUCAAAAAUGAUGCUGUUGGUGAAAAGAUGGCGAGAAGAAGGAGAAGUCUAAACGGUUAUGACGAUGAAGAACUCUUACAAGAUGUCAGUUCCGAAAUAUCGAAAGAAAGUGAUAUGGAAUAUUUAUCUGGAAGUCAUCUAUGGGCUGAUACAAUGUGCUCAAAGCGACUUUUUUGUGAGGUUAUGUUGGAAAAACAUCCCGAUGAAGUCAUCAGCAUGGAAAAGCGAAUGGGGGUCCUUAUUUCCAAAGCUCAUCCUGAAUUAGUAAAGAGCGUCUCUAGUCACCUACAAGACGUAAUGGAUGCCAUCAAAGAAAGAAAUUGUUUGAAGUUCUACUGCAAUCGUCAACUACCUGUUAAAAAAUAUUAAUGUGCGAAACAGAACAGUAGAUUGGUGUUAGUUUAUAUUGUUAUAGAAUAUUGCCAAAGGAUUCUUUUAUCAUAGCAAGAUGCUAAUUUAAAACCAUAAGCGACACUUUUUGUUAACAGUUACAAUUUAUUCAUAAACAUCUACCAGUU